UUAGUCCUCUAUCUACGUUCACAGAUCCCCCCGCCCCUCUCUCCUCUCUCUCAGCCUCUCUUUCUUUCUAAUUUCUCUCUCUAGAUUUCUCCCAUUAGGGUUUCUUGAUCUCCUCCCUCGUCGCUCGACCUCGCCGGAUCACUAGUCUCCGUUUUUGGUUGGCACGGAGCGAGAAAAAUAAACAAGGGGUUAGGUUGACUUAAGUCUUUCUGUUGUCUGGUACCACCUCUCUAUUGCUAUCUGUUAACCUGUAGCACAUAAGAAAAAUGAUUGGCCCCUCCAUGUAUGGUAAAUUGAAGGAGUGUUCAAACUGUUGGAUUGAAUUGAUGCUUUUGCCCUCUGCUUUUACUUGAGCUUGUCUGGUGGUGCAAAAAUUUGCAAGCCUUGAAAAAGUGCUGCCAAGUGAGGCUAGAGUUUCUGGAUUAUGGUUGGUAUUACUGGAUGAUCCUAUGAGAUGGUAUUUGAGGCUUACAUAUUUUCUCAUAUGGUUUCUUUGAAGUUGCUUUCUCUUGACAAAGUUAAUGUCAAUGAUGGGAUUUGAUGUUUAAUUGCUUAAAAAGUAUCACGUUGGAGUAUUGUAGAUGAUGAGCUGAUAAACUCCCUUCUUAUGCUCUCAUCAUUUUAUAUCCUUUUUGGCUCAUUAUUGAGUUUAUUUAUAUCUGUGCUGUAGGUGGCUGGGCUGGACAAUCAAAUAAAAGGCUCUUCUGACUGAUGUAAGCUCAAACCCCAUUCUCAGUAUAGUUACUUUUGAGCUGGAUAAUGCAUUUGCCUCGCCAAUUUCUCACCAUACAAAUGAAGAGAGAGUUGCACAUUAGAUGAAACAGGAAGUCACUGCUUCUUGUAGGUUGGUGGAACUGUGAUUAGCUGAUGGGGGUUUCGCUACAUGAUUGCUGGAUUGUCAUCUUGAGUGAUUAUAUAUCGUUACGUUGGGUUUGACUCGAGCCAUCCAGUAUUUUUUGGGGAACUGCUUCUUUAAUUCUCGUUUACUUUGAGAAGCAAAGCCCAUACAUUACUGGAGGAAUUUUCUGUAUCCAUGCUGGCAGAGAGCAUGCGUGGAAUCUGUGCUUCGGGUAAUGCCCCUGACGAGAUUAGCUGCCGAUGCAUUCGGUGUGGUGACAAUUUGCCUAGUUUCUCUUUUGACUCUUCUCGGUUUUCUUUGCAUCAUUUACUCGUGUUACUUCCGCACUCGCAUCCAUAGCCGAGGUUUCGUUCAACUUGGUUAUUUUAGCGGUCCUUGGAUUAUCCGAAUCAUAUUUAUCUUGUUUGCAAUCUGGUGGGGUUUUGGUGAGAUUAUUCGGUUAAGUUUGUUGAGAAGUGAGGGAAGAGUAUUGAAUGCCCUUAACUUGAAAUGGCAGGAAACAGUCUGCAAGUAUUACAUUGUUUCAAAUCUGGGGUUUGCCGAACCUUGCCUGUUCCUCACCCUUGUGUUUCUACUUCGUGCACCCUUACAGAAGAUGGAUUCGGGGAUUUUAAGCCAGAAAUGGAAUGGAAAAACAGCUGGUUAUGUUUUUCUCUGUUGUCUCCCAGUGUUUGCUCUUCAGCUCAUUGUUAUUCUAAUUGGACCCGACUUUAACAAGGGUAAGAAUAAUACAUUUGAAUUGCCGCACUAUUUUACAAGCACAGCUGUUCCUUCUAGGAUGAAGGAUGGUGAUGAUGAUAUUGCGCUCUGCACUUACCCUUUACUGAGUACUAUUCUCCUGGGGUUUUUUGCCACUGUCCUAACUACCUAUUUGUUCUGGCUUGGGAGGCGGAUUUUGAACUUGGUCAUCAAUAAGGGUUUGCAAAGGAGAGUUUACACAUUGAUAUUCUCGGUGUCAGGUUUUCUUCCGUUAAGGGUUCUUUUGCUUGGUUUAUCAGUUCUAUAUAAGCCAGAGCAGGUUGUGUUUGAAGCACUUGCAUUCUUGGCUUUUCUUUCCCUUCUAUGUUGUGCUGGGGUGAGCAUUUGGAUGCUUGUAUAUUGCCCGGUUGCAGAUUCUUUAGCCCUGAGGAGUCUGCUGGAUUUGGAGGCUAGGAGAAGGAUUAGUGAUGACCACAAUGAAACCAUUUCUCUUAUUGCUAACCAGAGCCUUCUUGGGGAAAGUAUGGGAGUUAGCCCUGAGAGAAACUCUGAUGCCUCAACAAAGCGUGGAUCAAUUUCUUUUCGAACUGUGGAGAAAGAUGGAACCUCAGUGGAUACAUAUGUUGAACUUAGCCUCUUCUCUCCUAGCCGGCAUGCAACCCCUCCAGGCUCACCUCGACCUCUUGGCUGGCCAAUGGUCCCUCGCGCCCAAGUUCAUGGACCUUAGAAUCAAACAACAAACUGGGAAGUCGUGGUAAAGAUUCAGUUUUGUGGUUAAGGAAAAAAACUGUUUGUAAAGGGUUUAGUUUCAAUAAGGAUCUCUCUAUUCUUGGCUUUUUGUUUCUAUUUGAGAUAUGCUGGUUUUGCCUGCUA
Vitis vinifera (wine grape) is the source of this 2431-nucleotide messenger RNA. RefSeq lists its product as uncharacterized. The record is from RefSeq and is a predicted model, not a curated record. The transcript has 2 exons. The coding region runs from base 1074 to 2285 and encodes 403 amino acids. Lineage: Eukaryota; Viridiplantae; Streptophyta; Magnoliopsida; Vitales; Vitaceae.